Messenger RNA from Sinocyclocheilus rhinocerous, 1210 nucleotides. Its product is annotated as MAPK/MAK/MRK overlapping kinase-like. The transcript has 9 exons. NCBI's taxonomy places the organism in Eukaryota, Metazoa, Chordata, Actinopteri, Cypriniformes, Cyprinidae. Gene Ontology annotation, molecular function: protein kinase activity; ATP binding. The record is from RefSeq and is a predicted model, not a curated record. Bases 89 to 1210 code for a protein of 373 amino acids. Gene Ontology annotation, biological process: protein phosphorylation.
GAUAAAUACGUUGUGUUUCAUGUGACCUGUAAAUAAGCACCUGUUCUCUGCUGAUCUUUAUUCAUCCUGUUAUGACCAGUAAUAUCGUAUGCUGAUUGUGAUGAAUGUGAUGAUUGUUGUCAGUGUGGAUCAGGCUCACAGUCUCCGGGAGGUUCAAGCCAUGAAGCGUUUGAGUUCGCAUCCCAACAUCCUCCAGCUUCAUGAGCUCAUUUACGAUAAAGGCUCCGGAACGCUGUCACUCAUCUGUGAGCUCAUGGAGAUGAACAUAUAUGAGUUCAUUAAAGGCCGUCAGUGUCCUCCAGCCGAGAGUAAAGUCAAGCACUACAUGUUCCAGCUGUGCCGCUCUCUGGAUCACAUGCACAGCCAUGGUAUAUUCCACAGAGACGUGAAGCCGGAGAACAUCCUGAUCAAGAACAAUGUGCUGAAGCUGGCAGACUUCGGCUCCUGCAGGAGCAUCUUCUCCAGACCUCCUCACACCGAGUACAUCUCCACACGCUGGUACCGCGCGCCCGAGUGCCUGCUGACCGACGGACACUACUCGCAGAAGAUGGACAUGUGGAGCGCCGGAUGCGUCUUCUUCGAGAUCCUCAGUCUGUGCCCUUUAUUCCCCGGCCGAAACGAGUUAGACCAGAUCAACAAGAUCCACGAGGUUCUGGGCUCGCCGGACAUCACGCUGCUGCAGAAGUUCAAACAGUCUCGUGCGAUGCGCUUCGACUUCCCUCCUCGCAGAGGCUGUGGCAUCUCCCAGCUGAUCCCUCAGUGCUCUGCAGCCGCUCUGUCUCUGCUGCACCAGAUGCUGACCUACGACCCCGAGGAGCGCGUCAGCGCCCGCACAGCGCUGCAGCACCCCUGCUUCAGAGAACUGCGGACGUCUGAGAGGAAAGCAGCGAGUCUGCGGAAGGCCAUGGGAGCCGUGGAGGGAGAAUCCAGCGGGAUUCCUGCAUCCGUGGAUCAGCUGUGGAGAAUCGCACGGCAGGGAAGACGACAGCAUCUCAAGCACGCCAGCGACUCGCUCAGCCGACGAAACGCCUCGCACUUCCCUCUGGAGCUACCAAAGCUCAGCGUGGUGAUCCCGACGCCCACAAUCCCUUACCCAGUGUCCAGCUUCCCAGCGCGGAGCGUCUCGCAUCGCGGCUCUCUGCCGGCCAUCUCCAAAAAGUGCCACUCGGCUUCAUCAACAGUGAUUGGUAGUCACACGUUAAACGUUUAG